Messenger RNA from Tricharina praecox, 1090 nucleotides. RefSeq names its product PQ loop repeat-domain-containing protein. The record is from RefSeq and is a predicted model, not a curated record. The coding region runs from base 150 to 1055 and encodes 301 amino acids. Gene Ontology annotation, cellular component: fungal-type vacuole membrane. The transcript has 2 exons. Gene Ontology annotation, biological process: basic amino acid transmembrane export from vacuole. NCBI's taxonomy places the organism in Eukaryota, Fungi, Ascomycota, Pezizomycetes, Pezizales, Pyronemataceae.
CCACCGCCCGAACGAACCCAAGCAUUUUUCGCAUGCGAUUGAGAUUUUCCCAUGUGCCGUGGGUCAUGUCAUUUUGAGUCGAGUAUUUCCCGCCACCGCUCGUCUCCCUCCUCCCCUUCACUCCUCCCUCCACCUGUCCCCCCUCGGCAAUGUUAUUCCCGCCCACACAAAUCCUCCCGUCGCUAAACCUGACAGCGCUCAGCGGCGUAACGGGAAGCAUCAGCAUCGCGUGCUGGAUCGUCGUGUUCACGCCACAGAUCCUGCAGAACUUCCGGCGCGGCUCCGGCGACGGCCUCAGCCUGGUCUUCCUUGUCAUAUGGCUGCUCGGCGAUCUGUUCAAUAUCGUCGGUGCUGUGGUCCAGGGGGUUUUGCCGACUAUGAUUAUCCUCGCGGCGUAUUAUACACUCGCCGAUAUCGUCCUGCUGGGACAGUGUCUUUACUACCAGCGGCGGAACUCCAAUUCUACUUCUACACUCGGCGAGAGUGAGGAGGGUGAGGAGGACCCACUCUUCGCCGCCAAAGACGACGAGGACGACGAGCUGCACCUUCUCACGGCAGCACCACAGCAGGCGCUCUGGAAAUCCGUACUGGUCAACACUCUUGCCGUGCUAGUAGUGGUGCUCGCGGGGGUACUCGGCUACCUUUUAUCCCCAUCCACCCCCUCCUCCCCGCCGCACGGCCACAUCUCAUUCUCGCCGCUCGGCCAAGCCUCGGGCUACCUGUGCGCAUUCCUCUACCUCGCCUCACGGAUCCCGCAGAUCCUUUUGAACCACCAGCGGCGGUCAUGCGAGGGCGUCAGCGUGCUGUUUUUCAUGUUCGCGGUGAUCGGGAAUGCAACGUAUGUGCUGAGCAUUCUGGCCAAUGUCGAUGGUGGCGGCGAGGACGGGAGGGAUUAUGGACGGUACGUCGCCGUAAAUGCGUCCUGGCUGCUGGGCAGUGCCGGAACGUUGUUGCUGGAUUUGGUCAUUUUUGCGCAGUUUUGGUGGUAUAAGGAGAAUGGCGAGGGGCUGGCGGGGAUUGUGGAGGAGGAGGAUGAGGAGGAGGAGGAUGUUUGAACUUUGGUAGGAUACUUGUGUACAAGUAGAGGGGG